This is a messenger RNA of Caenorhabditis angaria, 1015 nucleotides long. NCBI's taxonomy places the organism in Eukaryota, Metazoa, Nematoda, Chromadorea, Rhabditida, Rhabditidae. The record is from the annotation of a GenBank genome assembly.
AUGCUGGUUCCCCUCGCGAUUCUCGCAAUUUUCUUGAGAUUUUCGCACGGCGCAUCACCGCAACAAAGUUUCGAGUGCGGUGCGUGUUUUAUGGUGUUAAAUGAGACGACGACGCGAAUUUUGGCGGCGGAUCCGACGAAAAAAAUCGAUGUGGGAAGUUUUCGAGUUUCGCCGGAUGGACAGCAGAAAGGAAUCAAGCAGGUGAGUGGAAUUUGACGGGUUUUGAGGAAAAACGGGGGAUUUUUAAGCUAAAAUACAGUGCAACAAAAUGCAAUAUUUCAGGUUUCCUACUCGAGAUCCGAUGAAUUUUUGUUCGAAAUUCUGGACGAUAUUUGCACAAAAUCAUCGAAUUAUUAUUUGACUGUAAGUUUUUCUUUUUUCCUUUUUUUAAUCAAUAAUUUUGAAUGAUUUUUAGAUGAACAAAUCGACUGGAAAACUUGUUUAUAGUUUCAAUUCGAAUGUGCCAAAUGAUAAGAAGACGAAGAAAAUUCGAGCCGAUUUGAGAAAUGCGGUGAGAUCUUUUUGCGGCAAAACUAUUUCGACAAUUUUUGAAAAAGUCUUGGAGAAAACACUGGGUUUUCAUUGAAUUUUUUUUAAUACAAAAGUUUAGUGAAACAGUGAAAUUUUUUUGAACCAAAAUUUGAAUUCGAAUAUUUUCGCCAAAAACGAACGGGAUUUCAAAGAAAUGUUUAAAUUUCAGAAUUUUUCGAAACGUACUUUUUUUCAAAUUUUUGCCUGCGAAAUCUACUUACAAUAAUCUAUAAUAUUUUGCAGUGCGAUGAUUUUCUCGAUUCUCAAAUCGACGAAAUUGUGAAAUUCCUCAAAAACGAACACGAUGAACCAAUCAAACAAUUUUGCCAAAUUGAAAAAGGUUCGAAAAAAUUUCCAGAAACAUUUUAUUGAUUUUUUUUGUUUUGCAGGAAUUUGUUCGGCAGUUGAUGUAACUCCAUUUCCAAUCGAAGAAAUUCCAGAAGAACCUUUGACUUUGGCCGAUAUUCCUGAAGAUGAACUUUAA